Lytechinus pictus (painted urchin) is the source of this 3442-nucleotide messenger RNA. RefSeq lists its product as uncharacterized. The transcript has a single exon. The record is from RefSeq and is a predicted model, not a curated record. Gene Ontology annotation, molecular function: ATP binding; DNA-binding transcription factor activity, RNA polymerase II-specific; RNA polymerase II cis-regulatory region sequence-specific DNA binding. Gene Ontology annotation, biological process: regulation of DNA-templated transcription. The annotation marks the transcript as partial. NCBI's taxonomy places the organism in Eukaryota, Metazoa, Echinodermata, Echinoidea, Temnopleuroida, Toxopneustidae. Gene Ontology annotation, cellular component: nucleus.
UGUCUUUUUAUUUUUCUUACUACAGAUAACAUCCAGCACCAAGGCCAAGCUUCAAAGCCAUGGUCCUACUACAACCCUUACCCAACAACAGUAGCGCAACCGUCAGAUUCCUCAAUACUAACACCCCAGAUCAAGACUGAACCAUCAGACCUUGCGUUGCUAGGUCAGCAGAACUCAACCCUCCAACAAUACCCCAAGCCCGACAGCAUCUACCCCACCUCGAUAACCAGGGCCAGUGAGGUCCAGGAUCCCCGGUUUGUUUACCCAUCCGCUCCAGCCGUCAGCUCCACCUCCUACACACCUUCGUCCAUGUCUGUGCUAUCAUCCGGAGGUGAUUCACCCCGCACCAUCUUGCCAAUGACACCCAAUCCGUUUCCUUUGUCCUCUCAAGAUAUCUUCUCCAGCUCCACCACAACGCCCGUCACGCUGACGUCGCCACCCUACCUGCCAAACUCGCCCCCGUAUCACCUGUACCCCCACCUGUACAUGUCAUCGCCGUCGUCGCAAACCUACUACGACGGCUCCCACAUACCCAUGCUGCCGUCGGCGAGACCGGACGAGAAGCAGGAGAUCAAACAGGACCACAGACCGCGGGACGUCGGAGGGGAAACCAUCUCGCAAAUUCCCCACCCGUCGGCUGAAAUGUCGCUGACGGUGGCUCUGAACUACGGCAGCCAUCCUCAAAGUCAGAUCGAACUGAACACGGCCAGGACAAUGGGACAGAGUAUGGGUAUGCAGAAUAGCGGGGUCUCUCUGAUGCAGCAGCAUCGAAACAACAGUCCUGUAACUAACAUAUCACCCAUGCAACAAGGUAUGGGACAGAUGAAUAUUAACACCACCGUCGGACACUUACCUACUGUAGAUGAUUCGAGAAAAGAGGACGUCUGGCGGCCAUACUGAAUCCUUGGUGGUCAUGGAUAUAUAUUUUAGACUAUGUGAAGGACUUUAUCGAGUCUAUUUAAUAGACCGUUUAAAUUAGCGUAUUCCCAGCGACACUGCUACCUAUGUAUUGAUGAACAUGCAAAAGCGAUGCAAAGUGGAUCCGCGGUGAUGUUCAUAAUUGAUAUGAAGUAUAAGCCUGCGGUUUCCAGUCGUAUCGUAUGAUAUUAUCUUUGACUGACUGGAACAACAACCACCCUCCUUAAAAGUUUUAUAUUCAUUAUUUCAAUGCCAUUCCAUUCCAUGUAGUCCCAUGCACUCGUUUUUGUGUGUGUGAGUGAGCUGUAACAUAAUCGCUUCACAUCAUCAUCAUCAUCAUUCUCAGAUAAAACAGAGGAUAUAUAAGAGUGUACAUAGUGAUUUUUAUGUACUAUAUAGUUAACAAGUGUGAGACAAGGGCAUGGUUAAUAUUGCAAGAUUCAUGUAAGAUAACAAUUAUCAGUCUGCAAUGCAGUUUAUUCAACCUCUUUUAAAAAGUAUAUUACAUGUGUUCAAUGAUGCAGACGCUGUCGUUUUAGAGCUUUAAUGAUCACCCCCUUUGACAUCGAAUGGAAGGUUCCAUCUAAAAGAAGAAUACUCAUUGUAAAUUUUUGUCACAGAUAUUAUGAAUGAACCUCACCUUCGUGUAAAUACAGAUACAAAGUUUUCUUUUUGUCUUCAACUUGUAAAAAGAAAUGAUGAAAUGUGUGUUUUUUAUGAUUGUCAUAUGUUACAGCAAUGUUAUCAAAUACUUUGUGCAAUGAGUGAUGUUGAGAUGGUUCUCAACUCUUCAUAGAGUUGAUAAUGUAUUUUUUUUUAAAGGAAAUGGAACAUAUUUUGAAUUUGUAAAAAAUAAUAUGUGAAUAAAUCGAUGAUGAAUCUCCUAAAUAUGAUAAGUUUUAUGCUAAUCAGCAUUGUUAGUAAAUGAAAUAUGUCCCUGGAUAUUUGAAGUACAUUUGGAGUUGCAUGAAGUGAAAAUAACAGGCUUUCCAUCAAGAAAAUAGUUGAUGAGAACAUUGAAAUUUAGAUAAUUUAUUUUGAAGCAGAAGGACAUUAAAUCACAUGCUUGAACACAUAACUAAUGCCUUUAUGGCUCUAAAGGAAUAGAAUGUUUAAUUGAUGGUUUGUGGGAGGGGCGCAUCAUUGAUUUUGAGAGCAUGGUUUGAUUAUUGCAGUAUGUUUGAAGUUUCAACUCAAGUUUUAUUUUUUGGUUAUUUCCUUCCUUUUAAUUGAGGGGAUUUUUCAGGGUUUUCAUCUCAAAAAAAGACUCUCUGCAUGAGACAACUGAAUGGUGGUUUUUAACUCAAAAUGCGUGGCUAUGUCAGAUUGAAUGGUGUUUAAAGAGAUAAGUACUGGCAUAAGGUUGUUGAAGUGUUCAUCAGAUAUUCUGCAGUUUCUUGGUCUAUAAUCUGGGCAGACAAUAAAAAAAUCCAUGAUAUUCAUGUCAAGAUAUCUGUAGUACUGUUGAUUAAUUUUAUAUGCCAAUAUACAAAUGUGACAAACAUUUUCUUUUGAAAUAGAAAUUGGCCUUUUGCAUUGUGUUAAUGUCAGCCUUAAAUAUGUUAAAAUGAUAAGUAAUGCCUUUUCAGUUUAUUUCGUAAUUCAGUAUAGUUAACCAGUGACCGAGUUACAAACUCGCAUGUUUGCUUUUGCCCUUUUUCAUGUGGAAAAGUUGUUUCUUGUAAGUUCUUCAUAAUCUUUCAUCUUGUGGUUAUUUUCUGAAAAUUUAGGUUGUAAUUUGUAAAGAAGUUGCCCUUUCUGAUCUGUAAUAUUGUUAAGUGCUUUGUAAUUUGAAAUAGCUUGUCUUAUCUAUACACAUUAUUUGUAUUGCAACUAAGUGUGUAAAGUAAACUCUUUCAUAGCCUAAGUGAUUCAGUAAACAAAAUCAUCAUGAUGACUCAAUAUUCAUUUAUCAGAAUCCAUAUAAUAAUGGGACAUAAAAUUCAUCUUUUAUUUAUUCAAACAUGAAUUCCAUCUUCAGUCUUUUGCAAGUAUUUAAAUAUGUAAUAUAUUCAAAACCAUAUUCUCUUCCAUGAGGCAAUAUAUAUUUAUUGGUAGCAAACAUUAAUUUAUACGAUGUAUUAAACAUGCCACCUUCGCCUUUUAUGAAAUAUAUAUAGAUUCAUCUGAUACUGGGUUUUUUAUGAUACCAUCCCAACAUUCCAAAAGUAAGGUUAUCUUUUAUCCCUAUGUCUUAAGUGCCAUUUUAGGAUGGAUAAAUAAUCCCCCUUAAUACCUGUUCAUGAAAGUAUAUCAGGAUGUGGCAUUAAUAAGAAAAGAAAAAAUAGAUGUGUUUUUCUUAACGUAAUUUAAAAGUCGUGUGUGGGUUGUAAAAACCUAUACCCAUUGGAUAUGUGAUGAUUUCCUUUUCUCUUUGUCUUUAUUUAUUGAAACUUUUCUUGAAAGGUUGUGCAACUUAAUUAUGCGGUCCACUGUGAUGUUGUAUUCCAUGUUUGAAUAAUUGAGCUUUGUUUUGUUCAUGUUUGUGAUUUUUACAGGGAAUAAAACAAUCUGUUCACUUUAA